UAUGAACAGCAGCAUCGAUCAACUUUGGUUGUUCUUGACUGGCUGCGUUCUCUUCGUGUUCCUGGUGUCCAUCUCAUCCAGUUCCGCUUCGUUAGCGAAGCCGCGGCUCCUCAGUACUACUUCCGCACCAAGUGGAUGUAUCCCUUCUACUGCAGCGGUGACGAUACCUCUUGCGAGCUUGUCCACUUCAAGGAUCUUUACAAGAUGGAGAUGAAGUACUUCGAGAGCUUCGGAUGGGUUCUCUUCUAUGAGGCCGGCGUUAUCGCCUUCUGGUCCCAUAUGAAGGAGGGUAUUCGCAAGGUCAUCGCUGCCUACGCGGGCAUUCCUCGCAAGUACAAGUCUCAGGCUCAGUUCUUCGGUCAGCUCAUGGCCUGGGUACUCGGUCUUCUCUACUUCUCCUACCCCUUGUUCAGCUACUUCGCUCCCAUCAAGGAUUGGGCCAAGUACGAUGCUGCUAUGCCCACUCCCGUGGAGAUGUAA
This is a messenger RNA of Perkinsus marinus ATCC 50983, 480 nucleotides long. RefSeq lists its product as hypothetical. Lineage: Eukaryota; Perkinsozoa; Perkinsida; Perkinsidae. The annotation marks the transcript as partial. The transcript has a single exon. The record is from RefSeq and is a predicted model, not a curated record. Gene Ontology annotation, cellular component: membrane.